AUGUUUCGUUGUAUACCAAUAUUUAAAGGCUGUAACAGACAAGUUGAAUUUGUUGAUAAAAGACACUGUUCCUUACCAAAUGUUCCAGAGGAUAUUUUGCGUUAUUCAAGAAGUUUAGAAGAACUCUUACUUGAUGCCAAUCAUAUUAGAGAUCUUCCAAAGAAUUUCUUCCGUUUACAUAGACUAAGAAAGCUUGGUUUAAGCGAUAAUGAAAUUCACAAACUCCCUCCAGACAUUCAAAAUUUUGAAAAUCUUGUGGAACUUGAUGUUUCCAGAAAUGACAUUCCUGAUAUUCCGGAAAGCAUCGGAACUCUUCAGGCGCUUCAAGUGGCCGAUUUUAGUUCAAAUCCCAUACCUCGACUUCCGCCCGCCUUUAGCCAGCUAAAAGCGCUAACCGUUUUGGGACUUAAUGACAUGUCUUUAACUUUUUUGCCAGCUGAUUUUGGUAUGCUCACUUCCUUAAUCUCGCUGGAGCUUAGAGAAAACCUGCUUAGAGAACUACCCAACUCAUUAGCAUCGUUGACAAAAUUAGAAAGAUUAGAUUUGGGCGAUAAUGAAAUCGAGGAAUUGCCUUCUCAUAUAGGAAAACUUCCUGCUUUACAAGAAUUGUGGCUAGAUCAUAAUCAACUUCAAAAUUUACCAUCGGAUAUUGGGCAGUUAAGCAAUUUAACUUGUCUGGAUUUAUCGGAAAAUCGUCUAGAGAACCUUCCUGACGAUAUAGCCGGAUUAGAGAGUCUUACUGACUUACACUUAUCACAAAACGUUCUAGAAACGCUGCCUGAUGGGAUAGGCAAAUUGGAAAAACUUACGAUUUUAAAAGUGGACCAAAAUAGAUUGACUUCUUUGAACGCAAAUAUUGGUUGUUGUAAUAACCUUCAAGAAUUAAUCUUAACAGAAAAUUUUCUUAGUGAACUGCCCAUUGAAAUAGGACAUUUAAUAAAACUUACCAACCUAAAUAUAGACCGUAAUAGUUUAUCUGCGAUUCCCGAGCAGUUGGGAAACCUUUACGAACUUGGAGUGUUAAGUUUGCGCGACAAUAGGCUAACUUCAUUGCCGGAAACUCUUGGCAGUUGUAAAAGGUUACAUGUGUUAGAUGUGUCAGGUAACAGACUACCCCAUUUACCCUACUCUAUUCUUCAAUUAAGCCUUAAGGCUGUUUGGUUGAGCGACAACCAGGCGCAACCUUUGCUGACCUUUCAAACUGAUACGGAUUCAAAUACUGGAAAAACUGUGCUUACGUGUUUUCUAUUGCCACAGCAGGAGUACCAGCCCACGAUAGGUAAAUAUUAA
Molecule: messenger RNA, 1290 nt
Organism: Brassicogethes aeneus
Lineage: Eukaryota; Metazoa; Arthropoda; Insecta; Coleoptera; Nitidulidae
Source: the annotation of a GenBank genome assembly